UGGAGCAGUCGAAGUAACAGGUUGUGUUUUUGUAGCUCCCUUAUCUCAGUUCUUAUCUUUCAUUCAUAACCGAAAGUAAAAUGAUUUGCAGUGAAUGUAAAUGUGAAGUGCCUGAUCGCGAUGUGUUAUUGUGCUCUCGUUGUAGGAUUGAGCAUCAUUUCGUGUGUCAAAAUAUAAAAGAUUCAAAUUUUCGAAAAAUGUCGGCCGAAACAAAAUCGAAAUGGUGUUGUUCAAAGUGUAAAUUAGUCAACACCGGUACAUGCUCGUCAACGGUGGCUGGCUUAUCAACCACUGAUAAGCAAUCUCAGUUGGAUUCGGACGGUAAGAGUAGCAGUGCUUCACUUUCGCUAUCACUGACUAAAGCUGACCUUGAAGCUAUUGGUCGAAUUGUCAGAGAAAUGAUUCAAGCGGAGCUAUCGCCAAUCAAGCAAGAGUUCAGUGCAAUAAAGGAAUCAAUUGAAUUCAUUUCUAACGAGUUUGAUCAUUUUAAGAGUGAACUUUCUACUUUUAAAAAUAAGGUUGAGGAACUCAAAAAGGAAAAUACUACAUUGAAAUGUGACAAUAAUAAAUUAAAAUCACAAUUGGACUCAAUUCAUGAAUAUACACGUAGGGACAAUUUGAUUAUUACUGGAAUUCCAGAAACAGCUAAUGAGUCGGUUUACGAAAUUUUCAACAGUGUAUCAACUGCAAUUAGUAGCCCACUAACAUCAAAAGACUUAAGUACAGCACACAGACUUCCUACUAGAAUUAAAGGCAAGAAUAGCAUCAAACCGAUAGUUGUGAAAUUUGUGCGAAGGCAGGACAAAGAGACUUGGUUAGCUGAUUUCAGAAAAAUGUCAUCCAUGGACAAAACUAGUUACGGUAUAGCGACAAAAUCUAUAAAUAAGUCCCUCCCUGAUGGCAAUGUAUUGGCUCACCAACACUUGCCUCCUCAAAUCCUUGAACAACUCAAACAGGUACGAGAGGUCGCCUCUGAAAAGGGGUACAAGUUCGUGUGGUCGAGAGAGGGGAAGAUAUUUGUUCGCAAAGAUACUAACCAGGCGGCAAUUGUGAUACAUCGCAAGGAGGACUUAAACUCUCUGUAGACUCAGGAUCAGGACCCAAUUAAUUUCUUUUGUAUAUUUUUAUGCCGUUUGAGAACUUUGAAAAUCAAAUUGUUUAUGAUAAUUAUGAAACAUUAGUUGUAGAAGAUUUUUUAAAUUAUAAAAUUGCUAACUCUUAUGAUGUAAAUGUCAUUCACAUGAAUAUUAGGUCCAUCAAGAAAAAUUUCGAUGAAUUCAUUUAUUACAUAAACCAUUGUAAAACUAAAUUUGAAAUUAUAAUAUUAUCUGAAACAUGGAUUAGUAAUGACUCAGAAUUUGUUUUUAAUAUAGAGGGGUACUCUGUUGUAAAUAGAAAUAAUAGGUUCACGAGGAGUGAUGGAUUAUGUAUAUUUGUAAGCAAGGAUAUUGAUUUUCAAGAAGUUAAUAUAA
Nilaparvata lugens (brown planthopper) is the source of this 1472-nucleotide messenger RNA. RefSeq lists its product as uncharacterized. Bases 81 to 1085 code for a protein of 334 amino acids. The record is from RefSeq and is a predicted model, not a curated record. NCBI's taxonomy places the organism in Eukaryota, Metazoa, Arthropoda, Insecta, Hemiptera, Delphacidae. The transcript is spliced from 2 exons.